AUGUCUGGAACACGCUCCGAGGGGCUCGGACCGCUGGGCCAGCUGCGCUCGAGAGCGUUUCCCUCUUCCCGGGCUUCGCACCUUGCCAGCUCCGACCAUAUGCGCCUGCGCGACAGAUCUGAGAGCGAUGUCAGCGGCGAUCUCAAGCACUACUACUCUCCCUCAAGCACGAGCCUUGAUCGGGCUACUGCUCUUCGCGAGCUGCAAGUUGCUAUGUUGCGGUCCGGCCGGAUCGAGUUCAGGCGGGCGGGUUCGGCCGCACUCGAGAUGCAAGAAGAGCUGCGAAAGCUGGUAGGGGAUCACACUCCCCCCGCCACGGCCGCCGUCUACAACGAACGUCUCCUUGCCUCUUCAUGCGCCAUCUUUCGCUACGACACCAGCUACAAGGAUGACUUCCUCCGCUUUCAGAACAUUGCCCCUCGCUACAGUGCGGACUCGUCGACCGGGGAACAGCCUCCCGCUGCAAUGUCCUCGAGGCCCAACGCAGCGCCCGUAGCAAGCUGUUCAAGCGACACAAAGAGGAAGCGGGCAAGCGCCAGCAGCAGCAGCAAGGGCCGCAGCGAAGAAGCACCCAAGGCUUUCGUCGUGGCCACCUACUCGUACGAUGAGACGCACAAGGGAUGGAUGAUCCACCUGGCCACCACCCCGUCCAACCCGCUCCCUUCGACCGUUGCGCUCCUGUGCGACCCCAAGACACGCCGCACCGCGUCGACCGCCAAAGACCGGACCGACGGUCACAUUGCCACCGUCGACCGGCGCAAGAAGGACCCGACUUUCGUCAGCUGUCGAGUCACCGACUUUGGCAGGGUCGAGUGUCACUACCAGGCCGCCAUGGAGGGCCUCCUCUCACUCCUUAGCGAGGCCAUCCGACGCUUUUCGUUCUCAAACCACCUGCUCGUCGAUGCCCAUCUCGUCCACUUCUGCGCCUCGGCACCUCAACACGCAAGGCAGCCGGAAGGAAUCUCAAGGACUGGCAACCUCGCCGAUGCAGACGCCGAUACGCUCCUCAUGCGCGGCGAUGGCAAAGUCUGGGACGAAGUCUUGGCUAUCCUCGAAUUCAAGGACGACAAUCGUCCCAAGAGCGGCCAGAACGCCACGAGGCGACCCGCAGCGACGUCCGCCAGCGAUAGUUCUGUCCAGCACGAUGGUACCGAAGCGCUCGGUGUCUCCAACGACGCCAGCAGCAGCGGCGUCAGCGAGUCGACGCGAUCGGGCGGCCAAAGUCGAUCGUCGUCGAACCGCGCCCGCGCAUUCAGCGAGAAUGGUCUCAGUCAGCUGAUGGUGUACGCGCGAUCAAUCAUUGGCUCGAACCCCGGCUUUGCCUCGGUCUACGCCUUCCUGUUCUGUCGUGCGCAGUGUCGAAUCUAUCAUUUCAGCCCUGAUCACGUCGUCCAGAUCUGCAACGCCGGCGUCGACGACGAUCCAGUGGUGCUGUACCGGGCGGCCGCGCUUCUUCUUGGCCUUCAGAUGGACAGCUUCUCUGGAUUCGUGCGCUACCGUCGCGCCGUGACUGUCUCGCCGGACAAGAUGCUCUACAUCCAGCUACCGCCCGAGGAAGCCCGGUCGGACCGACAGUAUCUCGCCGUCAGGAUCAAGGAGACGCCCGUGGUGACGUCCUGCCAUUCCGGCAUCCUCGCGCAUCGGAACACGCAAGUGCUCAAGGCCGAGGUCAAGGCCGAAGGGGAAGACGAGUGGCAGCUGGCGACCAUCAAGGUCAGCUUUUUGACCGAUUACGAUCGCUUCACCGAGGGCCGGGCCCUGCGCAGGCUCAACGCUCCCCUCGAGACCGGUGCCGCCCAGGACGCCAGCACGCGCCAGAAGGACGAGAUCAGGCGCCAGGCCUACCCGCAGCUCAUCGCCCAUGGCACUCUCUACUUCUCCGUCGAAGAGUCUGGCCUGGGCAUCUUCGGCCCCGAGCUGCACAGGGCGGCGACCACGCACGCGAAGUGCUGGCCAGAGGACAGGUUGGGCUUCCGAGUCGAUUCGGCCAACGCGCUCUUCACGCCCAGGACCGGCGCCGAUCGGAAGCCGGCCAUCGUCAUCACGAGGUACCGCGAGUCGGCCGACAUCUCGCGGGUCCCCGCGUGGGAGCUUCCUGCAGUCAUUGCCGACGCCAUCUACACGCUCGACACGGUCGGUCGACCGCGCGAGAUUGCGCACGGCGACAUGUCCAGCGGCAACUUGCGCUACUUUCUCGACCAGGGACCUGGCAGUGUUCCAGGGGAAGCCGACGGGGGAGACGCAGACGAAGGUGAUCAGGGGUCGGCAGCGUCUUCGGACCACCUUGGACCGCCCAUCGCGUUCAUCAUCGACCUGGGCGAGGCGUGGAUCGACGGCCGCCAGGGCGAGGGCCAAAGGGAGCGGCAGACGCAGCGCAUGGCCUUCUCCGGAACACAGCUCUUCUGGCCGCUCAAGGUGUACCGAAACCACGAGGCCUACCUCAAUCUCCAGUUGAUGGAAGACAGCGGCAUCGAGGGCGUGGGGAUGCAGCUCGAGGCGAGUCUUGCGCCGCUCGACGCCAAUGACGACAUUGAAUCGUCCUUGCUGGUCCUCGCCUACGAGCUGGCCAAUCGCCUCGAACUGCGGCACCACAGGACGACUGGCGUCGCGGACGAGGGCGACUCCGAAGCUGAGCGCUGGCGGGCCAUGUCGUUCGCAGAGCGCCUGAGGCACUUUGGCAACAGCACCAGUCGCGUUGCCUUUGUCUACAACACUUUUCGCGAUCCGCGCCCCCCUGGCACUAGCGACGAGUUGGACACCGACGAGCGCGACGAUGCCGGCAAGGCGCUGGGCCGCAUCCGUCGAGACAUGAUGGCAUGCCUGAUGAAGUGCGGGGAGGGCGGCGAGUCGGUGGCCGGCGCCGUGACCGACAUUGUCGCCAUCCUGCGCCGGCUCUCUGACGAGCUGCGUCCGUACGGCGACCUCCUUUCCCCGCUGCGGCUUGGCCCCGUUUACUAG
This is a messenger RNA of Pseudozyma flocculosa PF-1, 2958 nucleotides long. RefSeq lists its product as uncharacterized. The transcript has a single exon. Lineage: Eukaryota; Fungi; Basidiomycota; Ustilaginomycetes; Ustilaginales; Ustilaginaceae. The record is from RefSeq and is a predicted model, not a curated record. The coding region runs from base 1 to 2958 and encodes 985 amino acids.